Hyla sarda is the source of this 3820-nucleotide messenger RNA. It is a transcript of the gene LIG1, whose product is annotated as DNA ligase 1. Bases 987 to 3707 code for a protein of 906 amino acids. Gene Ontology annotation, cellular component: mitochondrion; nucleus. Gene Ontology annotation, biological process: lagging strand elongation; DNA recombination; Okazaki fragment processing involved in mitotic DNA replication. Gene Ontology annotation, molecular function: ATP binding; DNA ligase (ATP) activity; DNA binding. The record is from RefSeq and is a predicted model, not a curated record. The transcript is spliced from 27 exons. NCBI's taxonomy places the organism in Eukaryota, Metazoa, Chordata, Amphibia, Anura, Hylidae.
ACUGUCAUCCCUAAAGUGUCUCAUCCAAAACUGUCAUCCCUAAAGUGUCUCAUCCAAAACUGUCAUCCCUAAAGUGUCUCAUCCAAAACUGUCAUCCCUAAAGUGCCUCAUCCAAAACUGUCAUCCCUAAAGUGCCUCAUCCAAAACUGUCAUCCCUAAAGUGCCUCAUCCAAAACUGUCAUCCCUAAAGUGCCUCAUCCAAAACUGUCAUCCCUAAAGUGCCUCAUCCAAAACUGUCAUCCCUAAAGUGCCUCAUCCAAAACUGUCAUCCCUAAAGUGCCUCAUCCAAAACUGUCAUCCCUAAAGUGCCUCAUCCAAAACUGUCAUCCCUAAAGUGCCUCAUCCAAAACUGUCAUCCCUAAAGUGCCUCAUCCAAAACUGUCAUCCCUAAAGUCUCUUGGACCAAUCUCCGUCAGCCGCAACUCCUUCCUCCUUCCUAUGUUAUCCUCAAGUCUCUCAUCCAAAACUCUGUCAUCCCUCAGAGGAAAAACCUUCCUGCCAUGUGUCUGCUCCCUGCUAUAUGAGUUCUGCUGUACAUGCUAUUCAAUGUCGGCUCUGCUAUACAGUGCUGUGCAGCAUCGGCUUUGCUAUACAGUGCUGUGCAGCAUCGGCUCUGCUGUGUGACAGGAAGUUGCGUCUGAGGGAGAAUCGUCUGAGACAUGGCAGUGUUUUGGAUCAGGGACUUUCGGAUGAUGGAGUUGUGGCUGAAGGAUUACAGCGGUUGGUGUGAGGGAGGCGGCGGGACGCUGUUUUGCCGGACGGAGUUGCGGAUGACAACUGAUGGCGAUUGGUCUGAGGGAGGAGGCGGGACACUGUUUUGCCUGACGGAGGUACGGCUCACGACUGACGAUGUCCUAAAUAUGACACCAUAGCAUUGUGACGCAUCAACCCCUUGCACCAGGAAGAGGAUCACACUGGAGGCUGGGAGCAGCGACACUGGGGGAGCGUGGAAGAAUUUUCUGGAAUUGCCACAGUUCUGCUUAAGGAUGCAGCGCACUAUAAAGUCAUUUUUUCAACCCAAAGUAGAAACAGUUACGAAGGGCAAGAAAUUGUCUGAUAUUGACUCUGAUUCUAAGGGAAAGAAAAACAAACAUAAAAGUAAUGAACAUCUAUCUAAAGAAAAAAAUGGUAAAUUAUCUACUGAUGAUGCAGAUUCUCCGAUAAAGUCCGUGUCAAAAAAAUCAGCACGAGUUUUGGCAAGUGAAAGUGAAGGGGAAAAUGAAGAACCGAUGGAUGUUGAAGUGUCAACUACACAAAAAGAAAGUAAAACUGUUGAUGCAAAGGAGAUCUCCGGUGGAACAGUUGCCACAUCUGUUAACAGCCAUUCUUCAGAUAUUUCCUGUGCCCCUAAUUUGCCUGAUGUGUCUCCUCCUAGCUUCCCUAAACGUAAAACAGCUCGUAAGCAGUUACCAAAACGAAAAUUAGAAAGUGAGGUUGAGAAACCUAAUGUACAAAAUGAAGAGUCUGAUGUCAAAGAAACUGCUGCAAAGCGUCAACUGCAAGAAACAGUUUGUUUAACAGCUCUGAAGUCAGACGUUAAGUCAGAAGAGACUGAAAGUGUUGCCAUUACAUCAUCUGAGCAGACAAAGCAAAAAGAUAUCCCUACUGUGCCUGUCAAAUUAGAACAAUGUGCAGAAAUGUCUGAAAAAUUUAUUGUGGACAAGUCUCCUAUUCCGCGUGUGGAACCCAAAAAUAUUGGCAGUUUUUUUGGUACAUCCAAGCAAGAGGUAUCACAAAAAGAGACAGAUUAUAAUCCAUCCAAAAGUGGUUACCAUCCCAUAAAGAAUGCCUGCUGGAAUACUGGGCAAGUGGUUCCAUACUUGGCUGUUGCACGUACUUUUGAGAUGAUAGAAAAUGAGUCUGCUCGCUUAAAGAACAUAGAAACACUGAGUAAUUUUCUGCGAUCUGUCAUCUGUUUGUCUCCGGGGGAUCUUCUACCGUGUAUCUAUCUCUGUCUGAAUCGCCUGGGUCCUGCCUAUGAAGGUCUUGAGCUUGGCAUUGGAGAAACCGUAUUAAUGAAAGCUAUUGCACAAGCAACAGGUCGACAGUUAGACAAAAUUAAAGCUGAAGCUCAGGAGAAAGGUGAUCUAGGACUUGUUGCGGAGAGCAGUCGUGGUAAUCAACGUACCAUGUUUACACCUCCCAAGCUUACCGUCCCAGGUGUUUUUAACAAACUGAAAGAGAUAGCCAGGAUGACUGGUAAUGCUUCUACGAAUAAGAAGAUUGAUAUAAUUAAAGGCUUGUUUGUAGCAUGCAAGCAUUCUGAAGCACGUUACAUAGCUAGAGCUCUAGGAGGAAAACUUCGAAUAGGACUAGCAGAGCUAUCCGUUCUUUCAGCUAUUGCCCAAGCAGUUUCCUUAACACCCCCUGGCCAAUCAUCUCAAGAUGCUGUAUUAGAUGCUUCAAAGGGUAUGAGUUCAGAUGCCAGAAAAGCUUGGAUUGAAGAAAAUGCCUUGAUUUUAAAGCAGACAUAUUGUGAGUUGCCAAACUAUGAUCUAGUUAUGCCUGCCCUCCUGAAACAUGGAAUUAAAGAACUUCCUCAGCACUGUAAACUUACUCCAGGUGUGCCUUUAAAGCCGAUGUUGGCGCACCCUACCAAGGGUGUAGGUGAAGUAUUAAAAAGGUUUGAAGAAGCUGCUUUUACAUGUGAAUAUAAGUAUGAUGGAGAGCGUGCCCAGAUUCAUAUAUUAGAGAAUGGUGAAGUACAUAUCUACAGCAGGAACCAAGAAAAUAACACUACAAAAUAUCCGGAUAUAGUCAGCAGGAUUCCACAGGUGAAGAAAAACACUGUGAAAUCUUGUAUCUUUGAUUCAGAAGCUGUUGCUUGGGACCCUCUAAAAAAGCAAAUACAGCCAUUUCAGGUUCUGACUACACGGAAAAGAAAGGAUGUUGAAGCUUCUGACAUAAAAGUCCAAGUAUGUGUGUAUGCUUUUGACAUGCUUUAUCUGAAUGGAGAGUCUUUAGUUAGAGAACCAUUUUCUAAACGAAGGCAACUACUUAGAGAUUCCUUUAAUGAACUGGAAGGACAAUUCAUGUUUGCUACCUAUAUGGAUACUUCAAACACAGAUGAAAUUUCUGAAUUUCUUGAUCAGUCUAUAAAAGAUUCUUGUGAAGGAUUGAUGGUAAAGACGCUGGACCAAAAUGCAACAUAUGAAAUUGCAAAACGUUCUCACAAUUGGUUAAAGUUAAAAAAAGAUUAUUUGGAAGGUCUAGGAGACACCCUGGAUCUGGUGGUAAUUGGUGGGUACUUGGGAAAAGGAAAGCGAACAGGCAUAUAUGGCGGAUUUCUUCUGGCAUCAUAUGAUGAAGAAAGUGAAGAAUAUCAAACAAUCUGUAAGAUUGGCACAGGCUUUACAGAUGAAGAUUUAGAAAAGCAUUACAGUUUUUUAAAGGAUCAUGCAAUUGAUAGCCCAAGAAGUUACUACCGCUGGGACAGUGCUGCAGAGCCAGACCAAUGGUUUGAACCAGUUCAAGUCUGGGAAGUAAAAUGUGCAGAUCUUUCUAUUUCCCCUGUCCAUAAGGCAGCAAUUGGACUGGUGGAAGAUGAAAGGGGAAUUUCAUUGCGUUUCCCUCGUUUCCUUCGUAUUCGAGAUGAUAAAAAGCCAGAAGAAGCAACAAACAGUUCUCAGGUUGCAGAACUGUACAAAAAGCAACAGCAAAUACAGAAUGUUGGUCCUACAGAGAAAGAAGAUGAUGAUUUCUAUUAGAAAAGUCCUGACAUAGUAUGGGAUAGAACGUACUUGUAAAUCAUGCUUUAUUUUUUAAUAAAGAUUACUUUAUAGGCUUAUUAAUGUUUUCAUCUUCUAAUAUUAUUUUAAGG